UUGAAGUGUAUCACUUGAACGUGCUGUUUGUGUGUGAUGUUUCGCUAGACAUAAAAUACCCCCUGUAUUUUUCUAUUCAAAGGGUACGACACAGACUUCUAGACAUGUUUUGUGGUUAUCAAGAAGGGGAUUUUCUGUUGCCUAAAGGCGGAGCAAAGCUAGCCUCUCUCUUUGAUCUGGAUCAGGCUGCCAGUCAGGGCAACGAGUCCUUCCAGUUCAGAGCCCCCAAACAGCCGAAGAAAACCCCCACCGCUCUAAGCCCAUCUCCUCAAAAGCCUGCACCAACUCCUUCUGUCCUUUUGGCUACUGCUGUUCAUGCAUUCCGCUUUGUGAAUGGCCAGUACACAAAACAGGGGAAGGUGGGAGCUGCUAUCCUGGGAAAUCAUCCAACCAGAGAGUACAUGAUCCUGCUUUAUGGCAGCGAACAGAAACCAAUCACAACUGCCAAGAUCCAUCUAGGAUUCAUCUUCACGGUUCAGCCAGGUAACUAUGGAACAUUCUACGAUGACCUGAGGCACAACUGGUCCCUGAUGUUUGAGUCUGAGAAAGCUGGAGUGGACUUUUGCAAAGAGCUGUGUGUGGCCAGAUGGAAUAGUGAGACCAAAGUAGAUACACUACUGACCCAGGACCUGCUGUUAGGAGAGGGACCGGCGGUGGACUAUGGUGACACGGUAGAGGUGGCCUUCACAGGCUGGCUUCUACAGAACCACAACAUCGGACAGAUGUUUGACUCCAACGUGGGCAAAGACAAGCUGCUGAGAGUGAAACUUGGCACCGGCAAAGCCAUUAAGGGAUUGGAGGACGGGAUGUUAGGGAUGCAGAAAACUGGGUGUCGCCUCCAUAUUGUGCCCCCCACCCUAGGCUAUGGGUCAAAGGGCAUACCCAACCACGUCCCCUCCUCAAGCACACUGGUCUACAAUGUGCAGAUCCGCCGGGUGAAGUUUGCUAAGGACAGUGGGUCGGAGCGACAGAGUGGGGGAUUAACCACCAACUCUCCCUCCCCAAGUGUGGACAGUCUGAGCUUUGGGAUGUCCCCUCAGUCUCAGCCCCCCAGCUCUAUCCCAGCAGAGCCCAGGGGAAAGCCUCUGAAUGUGAAAUCCAAUUCAAUAAAUGAGCAACUGAUGCUGUCGGAUACAGCCAAAGCCAAGUUGAUCUCUCAUAUGGCCAAGAUGGGUCAGCCCAUGCUGCCCUUCCCAACAGGAGCCAUCUCCGCCCAGCCAGACCACAGUGACUCCAAGACAGAGGACCCAAGUGUAUCUCACCCUUCACAUCACUGUCUGUUCCCCCAGCCCGUCCAGAUGUCAGCUGCACCCCCUGUCCAUGCAGUGCCUGAGGUCGUUGUGCCAACUGCUGCCCAGCAACCAGUGUUUAUGGAGACAGUGGUCCCACAGGCUGUGGACUGUGGUGGGAGCAGUCAUGCAUUCCAGCCAUACCCAUCGUUUCAGUCUGCCUUUGGUCCGUCCUACCUUGGUCAGUUCCACCCUCAUCAUGCAGUUUCAUACCAGGCACCUAGUGAUGUCACUUCCCUGUUGAUGACAGAGGUGCGACAGCACAACACUGAGAUCGGACAGGCUGUGGGGAAAGUGGCAGAUAAAAUCAAUCUGUUGGUCUCCAAGGUGGAUGAGCUCCAGAAGCAUGGUGGCGGCAACUCUCUGGGUCUGUCCUCGGUGUCCAUGGAAACAGCCAUGAUCCUGCACAACAUCCAGAGAAUCACCCAGGAGAACUUGUUUCUAAAGAAGGAGGUUCUGGAGAAGAGCACCCGAGUGGAGGAGCAGAACUGGAAGAUCAGAGAACUCCUCAAGCAGAACCAGAGGUGUAUGGAGCAGAGUGGUUUACUGUUGGAACAGAGGAAAGACGUGGUGAAGACCAGCAACCAACAGGACCAGACCAGCCUGCUGGAGGCAGAGCAGGACAAGCCGCACCUGACAGAGUACCUAGCCGCCUCCUCCACCCUGGUCUCCAAGCUUCAGCUGGAGUCGUCCUCUCUGCAGCGCUCUGUCUCUGACCUGCAGACCCAGCUCAGCCAAGUCCUGCAAGACAGGGACAGCCACUGUACUCAGUUCAGCUCAUUAGAGAGACUAGUAGAAGGGCUAAGGAAGGGGGAGGGGAGGGUUCAGGCCCAGUGGCAUGCAGAGAAACUGAAACGUAAAGAGAUGCAGCUGACAAUCGCCAACACGGAGGAGGAGCUACAGGACCUGAGGGCUGGGAAAGGCAACCUGGACAAGAUGCAGUCGGAGAGGAAGAGGACGUGGCAGUGUGAGCAUCAGCGUCUGUCUGAGGAGGUGGAGGAGGCGAGGAGAAGCAGCCAGAAGGAAACUGACCACCUGAGGGCCAGGAGAGGAGAAGUAGAUCAGGGGGAACAGGUGGUUCUGGAUAUGGACUGGCAGCAGGGUGGGUAUGAGAAGGAACUACAUAGCCAUGAGCUAGCAGAAAUCACACAGCAGAGAGACAUUCUGGCCAGGACACUGUCAGAACUACAGGAACAGUAUAUGGCAGCACAGAGCAGGGCAGAGACCACCAGGAAGCAGCUAGAAAUGCUAUUGGUUGAGCAGGAGAAGAGGCAUGCCCAGCAGCCCAAUCAGGAUGCAAUGGCAGAACAGGUGAAGAGAGUGAUGAACCGAGUGUUCCAUUCUCUGAGAGGGGAGUUCGGCCUGCACCAGUCAUACCAAGGAAGCGAUGUCCUAGGAGUCAUGCUUAGCACCAUCAAGAGUGUCACCCUGGAUCUGCUAACAGCCCACAAUCCAGAGGAAGAAGAAAAGGUGGAAGAGGAGGAGAAAUGGACAAAAGCUGUAGAGUAAAAUAGGAGGGAUGAUGAUGAUGAUGAUGAUACAGAGAUGAAUUGAUCCGAUGGAUCAAUACAAGAAAAAGAGGACCGUGGAGUUACUCAGACAGCCUGGACCUCUAUUGUUAGGUCCUUGUGGUCUGAGGCUCAAGUGGAGGAAGAGUCCAUCAAUUCGGAAGGCCUAGAAAGCAAGGGUGAAGACACACCAAGUACAUCCAGAGAAGAAACACCUUCUAAGGCUUGGACUGGCUCAGAGAAUGGCCCAAUGCCAUCAUCUCUCAUGGUUCUUAUUGAGGAAAUGUCUUGUCAAGUACAGCCUCUCGCAGUCCAAAUUGACCAAUCAAAGUAGAUGGAAGUUGUACCUCCCCCACCAUUGUUUAAAAAAAAAAAGAUUUUGGAAGCUAUACAAAUGCAUUUAUUAAUGUCCACAUAUGUUUUAUACCAUGUUUAUUCAUUUAAAAAAAAACGUUUUUAUUUAAACGGCCUACCCUGGCUAAACCCUAUAAUGACGCUGGGCCAAUUGGGACUCUCAAUCACGGCCAGUUGUGAUACAGCCUGGAAUUGAGCCAGGGUCUGUAAUGACGCCUCUAACACUAAGAUGCAGUGCCUAAGAUGCAGCUGCGCCACUCGGGAGCCCCUAUUAAACACCUUAUUUUGGUUUGAGUUAACAAUAUUAACUUUUGAAAGUGAGAUUUUCUUGGACAGUAAAACACAGUAUGUUCUGG
Messenger RNA from Oncorhynchus keta (chum salmon), 3507 nucleotides. It is a transcript of the gene fkbp15a, whose product is annotated as FKBP prolyl isomerase family member 15a. The record is from RefSeq and is a predicted model, not a curated record. The transcript has 26 exons. Gene Ontology annotation, cellular component: growth cone. Bases 105 to 2798 code for a protein of 897 amino acids. NCBI's taxonomy places the organism in Eukaryota, Metazoa, Chordata, Actinopteri, Salmoniformes, Salmonidae. Gene Ontology annotation, molecular function: peptidyl-prolyl cis-trans isomerase activity.